Molecule: messenger RNA, 505 nt
Organism: Vanessa atalanta (red admiral)
Lineage: Eukaryota; Metazoa; Arthropoda; Insecta; Lepidoptera; Nymphalidae
Product: macrophage migration inhibitory factor-like
Exons: 3
Coding region: 74-442 (122 amino acids)
Molecular function (GO): phenylpyruvate tautomerase activity
Source: RefSeq, a predicted model, not a curated record
GUUAUAAAUGGAUCACGUCGGUCGUGUAUAAAAUUAACUUGCUUGAAAACAUAAAUAUAUUUUUUAAAUAAAAAUGCCGUGCUUAAAAAUUAUGACGAAUAUUCUUAAGUCAAAUAUCCCUAAAGAUUUUUUGACUAAAAUAAUACCAGUUCUUGCUGAAGGUGUCAGAAAAUCCCCUGAUAUGUUUCUUUGCGUUAUACAAGAUGAUUGUCAAUUGAUAAUAAAUGGCAAUUCUACCCUACCUGGUGUCAUUGCUACUCUGGAAUCGAUUGGAAAUUUAGGUUCAGAAGACAAUAAACGAAUUGUUAAACUUUUAACUGCGUUUAUGGAAAAAGAACUCGGUGUGCCUCCUAACAGAUUCUUCUUAACGUUCUACGAUCUAGAAACUUAUAAUGUCGGAAAAGGAGGUGUAACGAUUGAAACUUUACUGGAAAAAAAAUAAUAAUAUUUAUACAAAUAACAUAUUUUGCACCCAUAUUUAAAAGUUAUUAAAAUAUGAUAAGCU